GAGUAUUUAUAAUUUUAUUUGUAAUAUUGACCGGCAUGAACCGGCACAAACCGGUAUGUACCACCGAUCGAACCAUUCCACUUGCUAAAUCGGCACACUGGCAUAAACCGGUUUGACAACCUUCGAGUCUCACUCCAAUUUAACUAAAGCGACACCGUUUUGAUUUUAAAAACAAAAAAAAAAACAAAAAUGGAAGGGCCGUCUCCGAUCGCCAAAUCCAAGUCCAAAUCCCUAAUCACUCAAGGAGACAACUCCAAAUCGCCGUCUCCCUCGCGCCUUCCAGCUCCUCCAUCGCCAUUGAGGCCAACGCGCCGCCUCCAUUGCUCCACCGCUGCAUCCUUCUAGCUCCGACCGACGUGCGCCGUUAGCUCGGCCGCUAACUCCAUCGCUCCACCGCUGCAUCCUUCCAGCUCCGACUUAUGUUCGCCGUGCCUCCACUUCUGUUUCCUUUGCCAUCUCAGAGCAUUACAUGAAUUCCCACUUGAAAAGUCGUUUGUAUAUCAGUCCGGGCUCGCCGCCGUUCCACUUUCUUCGGGCCAUUGUCCAGAGCUUUCAUCUCUGCCACCGCUAUUACGCUGCUAAACCUCACUAUGACAAUGACCGGAGAUUUAGGAGAAAAGAGGCAUCUGAAGGAGAAUUACUACAUCUACACAAGAGUAAAGGCCAACACUUGCUCACAAACCCACGAAUUCUGGAUACGAUUGUUCGCAAAUCUGCCAUCAAACCGACGGACACCGUCUUAGAGAUCGGACCGGGGACGGGAAAUCUCACACUCAGGCUUCUUCCGGUUGCCAGAAAGGUUGUCGCGGUUGAGCUAGACAGAAGAAUGGUGGAAGUUUUGCACAAACGCGUAGCCGAGAGCGGGUUCCAGGACAGUCUCUCUGUUAUUUGCCAGGACGCGUUGAAAGUAGACUUCCCGCCAUUUGAUCUCGUAGUGGCUAAUAUUCCCUAUGGCAUAUCUUCACCUCUGAUCAUCAAGCUGGUUUAUGGAGAGAACCCAUUUCAGAGUGCCACACUUCUGCUUCAGAAAGAGUUCGCCAGGCGGCUGCUGGCAAACCCUGGUGAUUCCGAGUUCAACAGGCUUGCUGUUAACGUGAAAUUGGUGGCCGAUGUCGAGUUCGUGAUGGAUGUAAGCAAGAGGGACUUUCACCCUUGCCCCAAAGUCGAUUCCUCUGUGGUAAUAAUUCGUCCUAAACCCGAGGUCCCAGAAGUGAACCUUGCCGAGUGGUGUUCUUUCACAAAGACAUGUUUUGGCAAGAAGAAUAAGACUCUCGGGGCGACUUUUAAGCAGAAGAAGAAGGUACUGGAGCUGCUGGAGUUGUCUACUCGGACAGUUUCCGAUUCGAGAAACGACGAGGGUUAUGAAAACGACGAUGAGGAGUCCGACUACGAUGAAGAAGAGAUGGAAUCUCCCGGAUGUGGUUCGGGAACGACAUUGGGUCUGUUCAAGGAGAAGAUUAUCGGGGUGCUGAGAAGUGGUGGUUUUGAAGAUAAGAGACCUGUAAAGAUGAAGAAUGAAGAGUUGCUGGAGUUACUUUCGUUGCUCAAUCAAUCUGGUGUUUUUUUCCAUAACCAAGCAGAUGAUAGGCAACUUCAUUCAUUUUGCUACUGAAACUGAGUUUUGUUCAAAGAGGAAGGUAGGGCGAAGAGGCACGGGGAGACCAGUGCUGCACUUUUGAGAGCGACAUUGUAGAUUGCCCUGUGAAAUAUUGUAUUUAAGCCUAAAACAUAUUAGCACUGGGCUGUUAGCCGGGAGAGUUUAGACCGACCGUGUGGAUUAUAAUAAUGGAUAUGAUAGAUGUCCAUAGCUACAUGUGGCAUGUGUUUUUCUUUUAUGAAUUGCUAUUUGCCGCCCGUACUUUUACUAUUUGCCGCCCGUAGUUACAAAAAAUUGGACAAUUUUGCCCCUUCUCCAUUUCAAAAACCCUAAACCUAUCAAUUCCCUAACCCAACUCUCCCACCCUUCCGCCUCCACCCUCCAACCAUUGUCGUCGGCCACUGCAACCUCCUUGCCGGAUCAGAGAUGGUGGUCGUCGCCGGGCACAGAGAUGGAUGGUCAGGCGCCUGCAAUCGGACAAGGUCCGCCCACCGACGACGGACGGGGUCCGCCCACUCGCGACGGACGGGGUUCGCUCGCUCUCGUCGGACGGGGUCCGCCCUCCAACGUCGGACCGGUGCCUGGCGUACGUUUCCCGGCGGCGGACUUGUCGCCGGUGACUUUUUCUUUCCCAAAAAUUGAUUAAUGAUUAUGGAUUCAUAAUUAAUAUUUAGUUUUUAAAUAUUGUUUUAAAUUAUUACUAAAUACCAAAAUUCUUUAAUUAACCCACUAAUUCAUCCGUUUCCGCAAUUAACAACCAUUUGUUAUAAAACUAAUGGAAAUGUAAGCAACUACAAGAGAGGAUUGGAGGAGGAAAGACACAAAAGAAGUGAGGGGAAUAGUCCUUCUUAUUCAUGUAUUCCUUAGUACAAGGAGAUCAUAUAUUUAUAGGCAUACAUCACAUAACCCCUACAUUCUUACAAUCAAUAUACAUGAAUGUGAGAAUGAAUGUGAAAUAUAAAUGGGGUGGGGGGUUACAUGUAACACCCAAUUGUGCAUCUAAUGUGUCAUAUGAAGAAAUAAAUAUAAGGAGAUGAGUUACAUAGAACUUGUAACAUACCAUGGAGCAUCUAAUGUUGGUCAUCCAUAAUGAUAAUAAUAUUUUCAUAACACUCCCCCUUGGAUGACCAUUAGACAUGAAUAUGCCUCGUUAAAACCUUACUAGGAAAAACCCUGUGGGAUAAAAUCCUAGUGAAGGAAAAAGAGUACAUAAUCAUCAUAAUACGCUAUUUGAAUCUGCCUCGUUAAAAACCUUACCAGGAAAACCCAGUGGGAAAAACCAUGGUUAAGGAAAAAAGAGUGCAGUGCGUAUAUGCUCCCCCUCAUGACAACAUCAAUAGUGUUGUGAACAAAUCUUUCAAAUAUUGUCAUGGUAAGCUUAUUAGUGAACAAAUCUUCUAGAUUGUCACUUUAUGCAUGAUCCAUUAGAACCAUUUUCUUCAUACAUGAUCUUCAGGAUCAUUUGCUAUGAAUAUAAUCCACAACCAUAAGUCAUUUAGACAUGUUGGAUCACAAAUUUUAACCAAACAAUUCAUAACAAGUCUCAUGAAUUGUUGACCAUUGUGCAUGAUCAGAUGAUGUUGCUAUUGUGAUUUCUUUGGAAUCUCCAUGAGACACUUGAACGAGCAUAUGUAAACAAAUUACUCAUCUAUGAUCAUCAUCAUACCUAUAGUAACGAAGUAUAACUCAAUGAAGUAUAGCGAGAUACAUUUUCUCUCUAACGACAUUAACAUACGAUACUACAGGACCGAAUAAUUCACUUUUAUCUCAAUGCCUAAAUUGAUCUUUGUAGUUUGUUCACUUCUAGUGACCUUAUGAUCAUUAGGCUGUUGAACAUAUGGAAAUUUUUUCAUACAAAAUUGUUCUUUCACUUUUCCGACAUUGUCUUCCUGAUUCAAAAAGAAUCUUCUUAAAUCCUCCAUGUUCAAUUUUCUUUCUUUAAGCAAACCAUGUUUUAUGAAGCUCUUCUGGAGUUCAUAUCAACUAAAACAUAUGAGAUCAUUAUAAAAUAAUGUCUCGAUUCUUUUCUUCCAAAUAACUAUAAAACUUAGUUAACACAAUUGUAUGCAAACAAUUACUUCAUAACACAAGGUCACAAGCAAAAGGCACGUCAUACACACAACAUCACUUAACCAAACCACAUUCAUAAAUCAAACUCAUAACUAAAAUCACAAUAUCACGCACAUAAGCCUAUAUGUCAUUACACAAUCACACAUGCCAAAUGCAAAUGCUCUAAUGCACUUUAUUCGAAUUUAAUCACGCAAGGCUUAUUCGACCACUUCCUUUAGUAGAUAUUCACUUAGAUGAAUAUACCAUAUUCAUCCAUUUUAUCUCAAUCCAUAAAAAGGAUUGUUUUAUCGAUCGAUAUUGUUCUCGAGAACUUCACAUGUUUGCUUCCGGCAAACUAAUCCUUCAAGGAGUUUCGUAUAAAUAUCAUUAUCAAGGGAUCCUUACAAAUAGGCUAUCACAAUAUCUACCAAAAUGCAAAUUUCAUACUUUUUGAACUGCCAAACUAUUUAAAUUGCACAACAUAGUUGCAUCCACCACAAGAGAGUAUUUCCUCUCAUAAUUAAUGUUAGGUUUCUACGAGAAAUCUCUUAUGAGAAAUUGUGUUAUAUCUCACAAUUUUCACACGCGUUUGCACAAAAUCCAUUUGUAUCCCUUUAGUUUUACAUCUUCAGGUGUAAAGACUUCUGGUCCAAAACUUAUACCAAAUAGCCUAAUGCUUUCUUUUAUAUUGGCCAAUAUAUAUUCCUUUGCAUGCAUCAAUAGACUUUUACUUUUGAUCAUCUUUGUAUCUAUCACGUUUAGUGCUACAGCAUAAUCAAAACCCUUGUCGACAAUAAAUACACUUCGGUUCC
Molecule: messenger RNA, 4458 nt
Organism: Linum trigynum
Lineage: Eukaryota; Viridiplantae; Streptophyta; Magnoliopsida; Malpighiales; Linaceae
Source: the annotation of a GenBank genome assembly